Messenger RNA from Maylandia zebra (zebra mbuna), 5896 nucleotides. RefSeq names its product ATP-binding cassette, sub-family C (CFTR/MRP), member 12 (gene abcc12). Gene Ontology annotation, molecular function: ATP hydrolysis activity; ABC-type transporter activity; ATP binding. Gene Ontology annotation, cellular component: membrane. Gene Ontology annotation, biological process: transmembrane transport. The record is from RefSeq and is a predicted model, not a curated record. NCBI's taxonomy places the organism in Eukaryota, Metazoa, Chordata, Actinopteri, Cichliformes, Cichlidae.
CAUUUAUAAAGCAUUAGUCGUCCUUAGUCUGUAGCUGUGGCUCAGGAGGUAGAGUAACUCAUCUACUUAAAAAAGCGUGCUCGUAAGAAUGGGUGAAUGAGUCAAGUUUUAUAAAGCGCUUUGAGUGCUCAGGUAGAAUAGAAGAGCACUACAUAAGAACCAGUUCAAUCCCCAGAUAUAAAUAUUUAUUCUCCAUUCACAGUCACAUGUAUAACAUCUUCAUGGUAUCAUUUAAAAAGUUUAAGAAAGUGAUUAACAAAGUAUUUAAAUGCGCGCACACACACACACACGCACGCACGCACACACACACACACACACACACACACACACACACACACACACACACAGAUAAUUAAAAUGAGUGAUGCAAACAUAGUCCACUUGAGGUUUGCAGAAUACUAAAACAUUGGUAGGAUGAGAGUCUAAGUCUGUAAGAGGAGUUUAAGAGAGAAUGAGCAGUUGGGUAACUGGGUAAUAUAACGUUUAAGGUUUGUCAUUUAAAAUAAAAUAUGAAUAAGGUCAUGAUAAAACAUUAGUGAGGAUUACUGGGAUGUUUGAAAGUUCUUUAGUUCAUUCCUGAGGUUCAGUGUUGCUCUGGUUUGUGUUAGUGAGCUUUUAGUGAGAUGAGUCAGCAUCCAGUCAGGUUCAAUUCCAGAGUGCUCCUGAAUUAGAAAGAACGGUGUCUGGUGAACACGGCUGAAAUAAAAGAAGUAUUGGAUGGUCUCCUCCUCCUCAUUCAGUCAAAUUCAAUAAAAACUCAGAAUGGCACAUCAUACAUCAAUUGAUGCAUCAAUUGAUGUAUAAUCUUGAAUGCAUAUGUGCAGUAGACAUAAUCAGGUGACCUCAAUAAGUCACAUGGUGAGCUAUGGAGAUGACAUCAAAAGUUCACAUGAUGACCUAUCGAGGUCACCUCACCCAAUAACCUCUGCUGAUAAUGACCCAUGCCUUUUUUCACACCUUGCUCCAUGAUGAGACAUCACAUGUAUAUCUGUAUUGAUACAGACUAAGGAGGAAUAAUGCUUUAUAAAUGAAUUAAGCACUUACUAAUACUUUACUAAUGCCCAAUAGCGUGUCAUUAUUAUUAAGUGUUACCACUGAUUUUAAAUGAUUUGUCAUUGUGACUAAGCUGUCCAGUUAGAACGAAGAAUGGCAAUCACCUCUAAACAGGCUAACCUUUGAUCUCCAUAAAGGUUAUGCAAGGCAGAGUAAAAUGCUGCUUCACUCACUGUCAGUGUUGACUAGCGGCAGUGUGUCUCCCUUGUUCUCCACACAGAGAACAAAAUGAAGAAAAAAUAUUCUCUGGAGGAGAAUGGCACUCGAAGACUCUCCUUUGCAGACGAUGGUGUCCAGUGGCGAACUGGAUCUGAGAUCAUCAAUCCAGAUGAUCCUUGUGUGCACAGCUGUGAAAGGGAUCACCCUUCCUCAUUUAGAAAAUAUCAGCAGAGCUUGCAGAUGCUCAAGCCCUUGCGUUUUUCCUCACCACAGCCCCACCCUGUGGACAAUGCAGGUUUCCUGUCCUUCAUGACUUUUGCCUGGAUGACCCCCUUGAUGUGGUCCAUUUUUAGGAAUAAGCUGGACAUCUCCGAGCUAAAGUUGUCUCCUUUUGAUAUUGCUGACACCAGUGCACAAAGGUUUCAGAGACUCUGGGAUGAAGAAGUGGCAAAGAGGGGUCUGGAAAAAGCCUCACUGGUUCGUGUGGCCUUUCACUUUCAACGAACCAGGCUGAUUGUUUCUGUCAUUAUUGGUAUUCUUGCCAUGGUUUCAGCAUUUUUGGGCCCGGCUGUACUGAUCAGCAUGAUCUUAAAUUAUAUUGAAAACCCAGAGGAGUCCGUGUCCAACACAGUGUCCUAUGGUGUUGGUUUGUCCAUUGGUCUGUUCACCACAGAAUGUUGCAAAGCUCUCCUAAUAUCCUUGCUGUGGUCAAUAAACCUGCGCACAGCAGUGAGACUGAAAGGGGCUUUCUCUACAGUGGCUUUUCAGAAAAUCAUAUCGCUGCGGGUAUACAGCGGUGUUUCAAUGGGAGAGAUGAUUAACAUUUUGACCAGUGAUGGCCAGAGAAUGUUCGAGGCUGUAGUGUUUGGGAGCUUUGUGCUGUCUAGCACAGUGCUCUAUGUUUUGUGUAUUGUCUACAUAUGCUACAUCCUGGGCUACACCGCACUGACUGGAAUCUUCACAUACCUGAUUUUUGUCCCUGUACAGAUUUUCUUGGCCAAGCUCAUAAAUAAAUUCAGAUGGAAGUCCUUAUUGAUAACUGACAGCAGAGUUCGCACGAUGAAUGAGAUUCUCAACAGUAUAAAGCUAAUCAAGAUGUACGCGUGGGAAGAUUCUUUUGAGAAGACGAUUACAGGCUUAAGGAAAAAUGAAAAGAAACAACUACAGAAGGUCAGUUAUGUCCAGACUAUUAAUAUAAGCAUCGCCAACAUCCUACCCUCCAUUGCCACUAUCCUCACCUUUCUGGUUCACACUUUGUUGGGGUUACCUCUCAGCACUUCUGAUGCUUUUACCACAAUUGGCAUCUUCAACUGCAUGAGGUUCUCCCUCCUUGUCCUGCCCCCGUCUGUGAAGGCCACAGCUGAGGCUGUUGUAGCACUAAAACGAUUAAGGAAAAUUUUGCUGAUCCAGAAUCCUGAGCCCUACCUGAUGAAAAAGGUAGAUAAUGACUCGGCUAUAGUGAUGAAAAAUGCUACAUUUUCCUGGACCAGACCUGAAAGCCAGUCUUCCCCCCCACCCAGCACAGCCAGCGGAGUGUCAGAACACAAGACAGCUGAGACUGAAUCCUCAUCAGCAUUGAAAAACAUCUCCUUCACACUGCCUAAGGGCAACCUGCUCGGUGUCUGUGGGAAUGUGGGAAGUGGAAAGACAUCACUGAUUUCCAGCAUUUUGGAACAGAUGCACCUUCUUCGGGGCUCCAUCACAGCCGAUGGGACAUUUGCUUACGUCUCCCAGCAGGCCUGGAUUUUCCACGGAACUGUUCAAGAAAAUAUCCUCAUGGGGGAACCUUUUGACCAAACCAAAUAUGACAGGGUUGUGGAUGUCUGUAGCCUCAGAGCUGACCUGAAGAUUCUGCCAUUCGGUGACCAAACUGAGAUUGGGGAGCGGGGGCUUAAUCUGUCAGGGGGACAGAAGCAGAGGAUCAGCCUGGCCAGAGCAGUCUACUCCAACAAGGACAUCUUCCUCCUUGACGAUCCUCUAUCUGCUGUUGACGCUCAUGUGGGGAAACAUAUUUUUGAAGAAUGCAUAAAGAAGGAACUCCAAGGAAAAUCUGUCAUACUGGUUACACACCAGCUCCAGUAUUUGGAGUUCUGUGAUGACAUCCUGGUUCUGGAUGACGGGGAGAUCAGGGAGGCCGGAAACCACCAAACCUUGAUGAACGCCAGCGGACGCUAUGCUCAGCUCAUCACCAAUUACCAGAUGGAACAGUCCAAAACUCAGAAUGAGGAGGGAGGGGAAGAGGAGGAUUUAUCAUCCCAAGAUACCCCUGAGUUGAAAGAGGUUGAGCUCAGAUAUCGUGCAGACAGUGGGAUGGCAAACCCUGCAUUUGACAUGUCAGAUGAAAAGGAUCAUGAAACAACAGCUGAGCAAAAGCCUCCUGUCAAGUCUGAUGACCAGCUGGUCCAUCAAGAGUCCUCCACAGAGGGUGCUGUCUCCUUAAGAACCUACCACCGGUACUGUCAAGCAGCUGGAGGCUACAUUCUCGUCUUUCUCACUGUCCUGAACAUUGUCCUGAUGAUUGGAUCCACAGCCUUCAGCAACUGGUGGCUCAGCUUCUGGCUUGGAAAGGGUAAUGGGUCAUCGACUAACCCAGGUUCAGAUCCAGGUGACAUCUCAAAAAAUCCAGACCUGCACUAUUACCAAACGAUUUAUGGUGUGAUGAUGCUCAUCAUGGUGGUACUUGCCCUCAUCAAAUGCUUCUUUUAUACUUACGUCACCUUGAGGGCCUCCUGCAAACUCCACAACACAAUGUUCAAGAAGAUUUUUGGCAGUCCAAUGAGUUUCUUCGACACAACUCCAACAGGCCGAAUUCUAAACCGUUUCUCUAAAGAUCAAGAGGAGGUGGACACUAUGCUUCCUCUUGUCAUGGAUUCUUUCCUGCAGUAUUGUCUUCUCGUCACAUUCACAAUUAUCAUCAUCACAUCCGUUUUUCCAUACAUGCUUGUGGCUGUAGUCAUCAUGGGAGCUUUGUUUACCCUCAUUCUGUUCCUAUUCCAAAGGGGUAUUCGUCUUAUGAAGAAGAUGGAAAAUAUCAGCCGUUCUCCCUGUAUCUCACUAACGACUUCUACACUGCAGGGCCUCAGCACCAUCCAUGCUUACAACACAAGAAACAGUCACAUAGAAAUGUUCAAGUCCCUGAAUGACAUCAACUCCAAUCACUUUUUAUUGUUUCAUUCUGGCACCCGGUGGCUUUCUUUCUGGCUGGACUUCAUGGCUGCUAUUAUGACCUUGUUGGUGUCUCUGUUUGUAGUGCUUAGCAGUAAUGACUUUAUCGCUCCAUCCUUGAAAGGCCUGGCCAUAACCUAUACCAUACAGUUGACAGGCAUGCUUCAAUAUGUAGUAAGACUGUCAACGGAAGUGGAAGCAAGGUUCAACUCAGUGGAGCGACUGCAGGAAUACAUCAUGGAUUGUAAAUCUGAGGCCCCCAGGCAUGUUAAAGAGGCUCAGAUCCCACAGGACUGGCCUAGCAAUGGGGGCGUCUCCUUCAAAGACUAUAAGAUGAGGUACAGAGAGAAUACACCAAUCGUCCUAAACGGCCUUGAUUUCCACAUUCAACCUGGAGAGAAGCUGGGGAUCGUGGGAAGGACUGGCUCUGGGAAAUCCUCUUUAGGAGUAGCUCUAUUCAGACUAGUAGAGCCUGCAGCAGGAACCAUAAAGAUAGACGGAGUUGAUAUUAUGUCCAUUGGCCUGCAGGAUUUGCGCAGCAAGUUGUCCAUCAUCCCUCAGGACCCUGUGCUGUUCAUCGGUACAGUAAGGUACAACCUAGACCCGUUUAAUAACUACACUGAUGAGGAGAUUUGGGCAGCACUGGAGAAGACCUAUAUAAAGGACUCAAUCUCCAAGCUGGAAGAAAGGCUACAGGCACCAGUGUUGGAAAAUGGAGAGAACUUCUCUGUUGGUGAGAGACAACUGAUGUGUAUGGCUAGGGCUCUACUCCGUAACUCCAAGAUUAUUCUUUUAGACGAAGCCACAGCAUCCAUCGAUUCAGAAACAGAUGCUCUCAUUCAAAACACCAUCAAAGAGGCCUUUAAAGACUGCACCAUGCUCACCAUAGCGCAUCGCAUCAACACUGUUAUGCAUGCAGAUCGUAUUCUGGUCAUGGACAAUGGACAGGUGGCAGAAUUAGACCAUCCAGAUGUGCUGAAGCAACGGCCAGACUCUCUGUUCUCAUCACUCCUGACAGCUGCUAAUACAGUAAACUCCUGAACAGAAGGACAACCAAAAAACUGCUGCAUAGUAGUCACUGGGCAUGUUCAUAACAGUUAUCCAUAUACACAGCCAUAUCGAAGUCUGUACUGUGAUACUACACUCUUUUCUGGUGUGCUUGUAUGAGAUGUAACUGAGCAGCAGAGAUGGAAACUGAUAACAGUGCAGGAAAGACAACAUAACUAUUUACAAAGUUCAAAAACUAUGCAUUUAUCUCUCCUGUCUGCUGAUACAAAACAAUGAGCACUGUACUUUACUGGGUUUCUCUUCAUAUUUCGAAUGAGAUGACUUCUUAUGCACGUUAUAGUUUAAUUAUGUUAUGUAUUUGCCAAGUCUUUCUUUGCUGCUAUUAAAUGUAAUUUAAAUCCUGUUUUUUUGUGUGACAUUUAAAAAAAAAAAAAAACCAUGGUAAAUUUCAUAGUGUAGGUAUAUACAGAUGACCCUGAUAAGAUCUGUGCUAAUAAAUUACUUAAAUUUG